AUGUCCAUGGAAGGGAUGAUAUCUUCGUCCUCUUCUUCACAGUCUCCUUCUUCGUUACAGUUUGUUUGUCAAAAAGACCAAGAAACCCCACCAACUCUUCAGCAGCGCCUUCAGUUUCUCUUUCAAAGCCGGCCUGAAUGGUGGGCUUACGCCAUUUUCUGGCAAAAAUCUAACUUCGAUGAUAAUGGCCCCCUCCUUUUAACUUGGGGCGAUGGCCAUUUCCGUGGUCCCAAUAAGGCAACCACCACCCUAUCUUACCAACACCAUCAGCAGCAAAGAUCUAGCUCCGAUCCGGAGGGGCGAAGGAAGAUGAUGAAGGGUUUCCAAGCUAUGAUUGGGGAAAGUAAUAAUCCGCAAGUCGAUGGGUGGAUGGACGGGGAUGUCACCGAUGUGGAAUGGUUCUUUAUGGUAUCCCUCACACGGUCUUUCGCGGCAGGCGACGGAGCACCUGCUCGGGCUUUCAGUUCCGGUUCUCCAGUGUGGUUGUCGGGGAGUCACGAGCUUCGGCUGUACAACUGUGAGAGAGCCAAAGAAGCCCAAAUGUAUGGGAUUGAGACUCUGGUCUGUAUCCCAACCUCGACCGGGGUGCUUGAGCUGGGUUCUUCUGAUAAGAUCACGGAGAAUUCCACCCUGGUGCAGCAAACCAAAUCUCUGUUUGGAUCCGACUUGACCCCAGAAAGAAGACUAACCCCCCCUCCCAAGCGCUUUUUCGAUAGAAAUCUUUCCUUCGCAGACAUCGGGAUAAAGUCCGGGUCCGAGGCAGUGGGAGAAGACAAGCAUAAUAAUCAUCGUAAUCAUCAUCUUCUUCUUCAUCAAGAGAGAAGAGAGAUUAAGCAACAAGUAGCAGAAGCGGUAGAGAAGUCGAAGAGAGAUCGACAGUCAUCUUCGGACACCGAAGGUACUGUACUACCGAUGACAACGGCUGCGGAUAUACCGGAGAAGAGGAAGCCAAAGAAGAGAGGGAGAAAACCUAUACUAAACGGCAGAGACUUGCAGGUGAAUCACGUGGAAGCGGAGAGGCAGCGGAGGGAGAAGCUUAACCAUCGGUUCUACGCGCUCAGGUCGGUGGUCCCCAAUGUGUCAAGGAUGGACAAGGCAUCAUUGCUUGCUGACGCGGUGUCGUACAUCAAUGAGUUGAAAUCCAAGGUAGAAGGGUUGGAGGCUCAGCUUCUCCGACAACAGGGAGAGAGAGAAACCAUCAGAGUGAAGAUGGAAGCUGCAGGAGAGACCGUCGAUAUGGUGAACGAUCAUGAACAUCGUCAAGAUAGCAGUACAUGCACCACCGGUUUUAGGAUAGGAAUCACGAAAACAGGUCAAGGGACGAUGGAGGUAGAGGUGAAGAUCCUGGGAUCGGACGCAGUGAUCCGAGUACAGUCGGAGAAUGUGAACCACCCGUCAGCAAGACUGAUGGAUGCAAUUCGUGAACUGGGUUUUCAAGUUCAUCACGCCAGUGUUUCCAGCGUCAAACAAGUUAUGCUUCAGGAUGUAGUGGUUAGGGUUCCACAAGCCAUUGCUACUACUACUACUGCUGGAUUACUGAAAACUGAAGAGGCAAUCAAAGCUAGUCUCCUUCGGAAGUUAGAGUUUUAGUGCUGGACUCGUUUGUUAAUCACAAAUGACCAUCAUCA
Molecule: messenger RNA, 1628 nt
Organism: Telopea speciosissima
Lineage: Eukaryota; Viridiplantae; Streptophyta; Magnoliopsida; Proteales; Proteaceae
Product: transcription factor MYC2-like
Exons: 2
Coding region: 1-1590 (529 amino acids)
Biological process (GO): regulation of DNA-templated transcription
Cellular component (GO): nucleus
Molecular function (GO): DNA-binding transcription factor activity; transcription cis-regulatory region binding; protein dimerization activity
Source: RefSeq, a predicted model, not a curated record